UUGAGCUUGGCUUUCGCCGCUAGCCCCUUGCUGAGCCACUGCCACGGGCCCUGCGGCAUCACCAAUACUGCUCCGCAGCGAGGCUUGCAAAAAGCUCGCGGUGCGUUCAAGCACAACAUCGCAGUUGCCUGCAGCGUCACCAAGACUGCUGCCCUCGCCUGGAGAGCGACAUACUUAGCGAAGCCGGCCCUGCGAGUCGUUUGAACACUGCCAAGGUAAAGAAAAUGCGCUACAUCCUCCCCCUCGCCAGCGCAGCUGCGGCGUGGCAGCCGGCGUGCGCGCCGCUCCAUCGUCGCGCCACGCGCCGCUCCGCCUCGGCACCGCUGCCCGUCGACGACCCGCCGACGCUCGAGGAGCAGCUGGAGCUCGCCGAGGGCGAGAACGCGUAUUUGCGGAGGCGCCUCGCCCAGCUCGAGAGCCGGCUGCGCGAGCAACCGCACCCGCCGCUCUGGGCGCUCGAGGACUGGGCGAGCAUCGACGGCGUGGAGGGCUGCCGCGAGCUGGGGCGGGACCGGCUGGGGACGGCGCUCCAGCUCUACAACGCCGCACACCCGAAGAAAACGCCGCUACGCACCGACGGGUCGAUGGAGCAACUCGCGCGGGAGGUCGUCGCCGUGCUGCCGGCGCUCAAGCAGGCCGUGGUGACGAAGCGCAAGCACGCCCAGUCCAAGCGCGUGCUCCAGGCGGCAACCAAGAGCGGCCACAUCAGGCCGGGGCACGUCGUCGAGGGCGUCGUCGCGGCCGUCCGGGCCGUCGGCGUGCUGGUGGACAUCCCCACGCCUUUCGGCACGUACCGCGCCCAGCUGAAGCCGGACCAGGUCACGGGCGUCACGCGGACGCCGCUCCAGUCGUUCGUGGCCGAAGCGUUCCCGGUCGGGUCGCACGUCCUGGCGGAGGUUCUGGACGUGGACGCGGCGUCGGAGGUCACGGCGUGCCACCUCUCGACGAGGAACCUGGAGGAGGCCCUCGGCGAGAUGUCGACCGACCGCGACGCCUUGUUCGCGCGGGCGCGCGCGAGGCGCGCGGCGCAGCCGCCG
Molecule: messenger RNA, 1037 nt
Organism: Pelagomonas calceolata
Lineage: Eukaryota; Pelagophyceae; Pelagomonadales; Pelagomonadaceae
Source: the annotation of a GenBank genome assembly